Molecule: messenger RNA, 1030 nt
Organism: Durio zibethinus
Lineage: Eukaryota; Viridiplantae; Streptophyta; Magnoliopsida; Malvales; Malvaceae
Source: RefSeq, a predicted model, not a curated record
AAUUGGCCGCAAAGGCUCAAUGGCCCAAUACCCAAAUCCUAUGGGCUUAAAUCAAAGUUAUAUUAGGCAAUUUACACCAAUUUUUUUUCAAGCUUUUCAUCAAACAAGUAGCGAACUCUAAAAUGAAACAUGACGGCUAGAAAUAAGGCAGCCAAAAACAACAUUCUUGACGGUUCCGUUCCUCAGCAGCAAGAUUGUUAUGAAGGGGAGCGUCUUGUUCACGUGCUUAAAUCAAUCCAAAGAGGUAAUAGUUGAAGUUAUUGCAAUGAACAGAGGGGUAGAGUCAGCAAGAGCAUUGGCUGGAAACUCCUUGCCUGAAAAACAACAAUUUGCCAUUGGUGUUAAUGAUGUGACUCGUGUACUUGAACGGAUGGCACCCGGUGUUGAGAAUGGAAGCUCUGCUCAAUCUCCUUGUGUUAGGCUUCAGGCUAUUUUGUUAGCUGCUGAUUGCAGUCCAAAGUGGCUAAUAAAGCACCUGCCAACGUUGGCUUUGUCAAGGAAGGUACCAUUGAUGAUUGUUAGAGAUGAUAAAAAGGGGUCCCUAAGAUUGGGUGAGCUUGUAAAGCUAAAAACAGCAAUUGCAAUUGGAGUAAAGGCUCGAGGAAAUGCUAUCAAUCAAAUAAUCCAGGAACUUCUUGAUGGUGAUGAAGUGAAUCAAGGAGCAUUGCUUGAAGUCCAAUGAGAUAUUUGUGGUCAGAAUAGAAACGAACCGAUGAAUUUAGCCAGGAAUUUGUUCUUUAUAUAUGUAUAUAUAUAUAUAAAGAAGGUUGUAAUCUAGGAAUAGAAGAAUGAGUUACAAAUGAUUUGAACUUCAAAUAUGUUAUAUGCUAUCUUUUAAAGAUGAUUGUAUGAAUCAACUGAAUUAAUUUUUGGAUUCAAAAUUUAUUACAUUGUGAAGUUAGAAAAUUUUUGGUUAUUUUUGGCUAUAACCAAUGAGAGUAAGUUUUACGUUUAAAUGUUUGAGGCCAGGCACGAGCCUUAAUGGUAAAUUUUGACCAGUUGGAAAUGAGGACAUCCAUACUACAGUUUA